AUGGACCAGCUCCGAUCGCUCUUCCAGGCCUCCCUCACCACCGAACCCGCCACCCGCCACCAGGCCGAGGCAGCACUUGGCGCUCUCCAGGCCAGCCCGGGCUUCCUCAGCACGCUCUUCUCGCUCGUCGCCUCCCAGGACCAGCCCCUGCCCGCCCGACAGGCCGCCGCCAUCUACCUCAAGAACUUCGCAAGGGCCUCCUACGACGGCCAGACCAGCCUCGCAAAGACCACAGUCAACCUCCUCGGCUCAAACGACUUCCCACUCGUCCAGGCCGGCCUGCUCACCCUGCUGGAGAUCAUGAGACUAUACCGCUGCUUGGAUCACGCUAACUCGAACAUCGGAUCACUGCUCUACCUGGCCCUCAAGAUCUACAAAACAUCCAUCACCGCCGAACUCCCAAUCUUCCAGCAACAGCAGAUCAUCCCCUGGGGCCAACUCUUCCUGGCUGUCAUCCGCAAAACUCUCAAAAACUCGCCCGGCUUCCCAGGCGACCCUGAUGAGCAAGACAGGUGGGGCUGGUCAAAAGCUAAGAAAUGGGCUUAUUUUAUCUUGAAUCGACUCUACUCCAGAUAUGGCUCACCAUCCCAACUGCCGUCCAACAUGCUACAAUACAGACCAUUUGCAGAGAACUUCAUCUCAUCCUUUGCGGGGCCGAUCUUGAGACUGUACCUGGAGCAGGUCGAACUAUUCAUUCAAGAGCACGAUUGGAUGAGCCGUAAAGUCAUCUGUCAUACCAUCAUCUUUUUCGAAGAGUGUAUUCGACCCAAGGAGACAUGGUCCGUUCUGAAGCCACAGGUCUCAGUACUCCUGUCCCACUUCAUCUUCCCAUUACUUUGUAUCACCGAGGAGGAGAUCAGCGAGUUCGAGAACCAACCAGAAGACUAUGUGCGCUCCCAAUUCGCCGAAUUCUUCGAAGAUAUCUGCUCAAAUCCGAGCACCAUCUCAGCCGGCUUCCUCCUCGCCCUGGCCAGCGGGCGCAAGAAGACCAUGUUCAUGAGCCUACUCAGCUUUAUCACCGAUGUAUGUGCCAAAUACCCCACCGGUCACACUCCAAGGGAUAAGGAUGGCGCUCUUCGCUCCCUGGCUCACUUAGCCACCGUGAUCACAGAGACGAAAUCCAUCCGACCCAAUAUCGAAGAGUUUUUCUCAGCUUAUGUUUUCCCCGAGUUCCGGAGUGAACACGCCUUCCUAAGAGCUCGAACUUGUGAAGUCGUGCGGAAAUUCGAAAUUGCUGGAUCGGAAUGGUCAAAACAGGAACUACUUAACACGGCCUACCAAGGUGUCACUCAAUGUUUAUCGGAUCCCUCCUUACCAGUCCGAGUCCAAGCUGCACUCACCCUACCUGAACUUUGCGAACAUCCCCAGGUUCAUGAGGGUGUUGCACCACAUAUCGGCCAGAUUAUGAAAGGGCUCUUGGCGCUCUCCAACGAAGUCGACCUCGACAGUCUCACACAGGCCACUCGUAGUUUAGUCUCCAAGUUCUCCGACGAACUCCUGCCAUUUGCAGCCGACAUGGCUCAGGCCCUCCAUCAAUCGUACAUGAGGCUCAUGUCUGAGAUUGCCGAGGCACGCCGACAAUCGGGAGAUGAGGAUGACGACUCGAGCGAAGAGAAAGUCCUGGUUGCAAUGAAUAUCCUCAAAACUUUGCAGCAACUCGUUGUCGGCUUAGAGGGCAAUCCCAACGUGCUCUAUCAGGUUGAAGCCGCUUCAAUCCCUCUAAUCAAAUACACUCUGAAGGAAGAGAUAGUUGAGAUUUAUGACGAAGCAUUAGAAUUGCUCGACUCCACACAGUUUGCAUUGAAAACGAUCACGAACGAGCAAUGGGAGCUAUUUGAUAUCAUUUACGAUGUCUUCAAGACUUCCGGUGCCGAUUUUGUAGCCGAGAUGUUCCCAGCCUUAGACAACUAUCUCUCCUAUGGUGGCCCAUACAUCUCAAGCCAUCCAGACACGCUGAACAAGAUGCUGGAUAUCUAUUUGAGCACGAUGACCAGCAAAACUGCGAGUUGCUCGGACCGAAUAAUCGCUUGCAAGUUAGCCGAUAGCGUGUUGCUCUGCUUGAGAGGGCACGCCGAUGGGGCCGUGCCGAUGUUUCUCGAACACACCAUGAGAAUUAUCCAGCAAGGGAUCACGACCAUCGAUCCGAUCACCACCAAGGCUUUACUGAUGCAUGCCCUCGAAGUCGUCCUCAACGCGAUCUACUAUAACCCCGGGCUGUCAAUGGACGUGUUGAUCAAGAACGGCUGGAGCUCCGAGUUCUUCGGCGAGUGGUUCAGUCGACUGACAUCCUUCAAGAGAACUCACGACAAAAAACUCGGCCUCUUGGCCAUCUCCGCCAUCCUCUCCAUCAGCAUCAACGAAGGGGUCGAUAACAUUCUGGCCCAAAGCUCCGGUCAGCUUGUCUUGGGCGCCCUCACACUCUUUGAGACCUUACCCGAUGCGAUCCGAACUCGUUUCGAGCUCGAGAAAAGGUAUAAUCUCGACUCUGAAGAUGGGAGUGACUUGUGCAGCCAUGGCAGCGACGAAGAUGAAAAUGGGGAAAACGAUGAUGAAGACGUGAUUGAUCAACCGGAGGAAAUAUAUCGAGGCCAUCUGACUUCAUCCCGAACCAAAACUCAUGCGAACCCUGCCGACGAUGUUACCAUACCCCCUAGCUCUUUAUGGAGCGACGAGAUAUUGUGGGAGACCCCUCUGGAUCGAUUGGAUGCUUAUUGCGAAUUCGCUGCCGUCAUGAAAAAUAUCGAGACGAGUGGCCACCCGGUCUUGAACAUAAUCACGAACAGUUUGUCGACUGAGCAACGAGAUGGAUUGCAGAAAAUCUUGAAACAAGCGAGCGAAGGAGGUGAACAAAUCAUGAAAGGUCAUAUCCAAGAAGCAGUCCAAGCCAGUCGAAGCUGGGCUCAAGAAAUCAGCUAA
This is a messenger RNA of Puccinia triticina, 2916 nucleotides long. RefSeq lists its product as uncharacterized. The record is from RefSeq and is a predicted model, not a curated record. Gene Ontology annotation, cellular component: nuclear envelope; cytosol. Gene Ontology annotation, biological process: protein import into nucleus. The transcript is spliced from 15 exons. Gene Ontology annotation, molecular function: small GTPase binding. Bases 1 to 2916 code for a protein of 971 amino acids. Lineage: Eukaryota; Fungi; Basidiomycota; Pucciniomycetes; Pucciniales; Pucciniaceae.